AGUGCUAUGUUAGUUUCUAAUCAAGUUCGCUUGGUGUCAUGCCUGACAGUGAUAUUUUCAACUUCUACUUCUAAUCUAUUCAACUGUCAAUCAAAAUAGGGAUUUGCUGUGUUUAUACAUCACAUGUUGUUUGUUGUCAACGUUUCUCUCCAUAGUUGCUGCAAGGUAAGUGUACUGACCAGUGUACUGCUAGAAGGUUUCGUCCUGCUUAGAACUCCAGGAAAUCUGCAUCAGGGAGCGUUGUUAUUCUCUCUCAAUCUCUCUCCAGGGGGAAGAGAAUUUACAGGUUCCAGUCCAUGCCUACCUCAUCACCGAUGAAUUGCACAUCCCAACACACAUCACCAUACCAUCUGUCCCACUGGGCCAAAAGUGUCAGCCAUGUGAUCCCUCUGAGCUGCAGCUGUGCCAUUGACUUUGAGUUCCAGGUGUACAUCAUCCAGCCACACAAGGCCUUCUCUGUCCAGCCCCUGUCAGGAGUGAUUCCAGCAAAUGGGAAGGUGUAGGUGACCGUCACGUUCAGGCCGUUCCAGUAUGACACGUCCCAGGUCACUCUACAGGUGGUCAUCUCCCAGUUCAACUCCAAACCCUACGUCUGCACCCUCAGCGGGUCCUCCUCGCCCCACCUGGCACUCAGUCAACAGGAGAAAGACAUGGGACAUGCAAAAUAAGUUUUGUUUGUUGACAGUCGAGGGCCUCCACCUGUCUCCUUGAUACAGCCUCUGACCAAAACCAAGCAGAGGUCAAUGCGGACACCUGAAAAGUCAAAGACUGUAAGGGAGAGAAGAGAGAGUGAUGUGAAGCUGAGCCUGAAGACAGCAGUUGAUGUGUCCGCCCCAGCUGGAGUGGUCAAGAUACUGAUACAACAGACUGAUAAACUGAGCUCUAAAGACCUGAGGGAAGUCAUGAUGGCCCAACCUCAGCUGGGCCUCCAGACAAGACAGAUGAAGGAGGCAUUCUUUGAGACCAGGGUUUGACAGGACAUCCAGGAGGAGGGAGCCAAUCAUCUCAGAUGGUUAGAAAAGGAGAGGUGAGGAAGGAGAGGGACUUUGCUACAGGCCAACCUAAGCUCUCUACCAGACGGGUCCUGCAUAACACAGGACAGGCACCGGUGGGCACGCCUUCCUUUCGCAUGUACUCCAGCAGUCAUCUGGAGAUCAGGCAAAGAGCUCUGAGGCUCUUCCAGCAGGCAGCCCGCAAGGUGGUGAUUCAAUGUCGUGUGAACAACAGACUGGUCUCGUUGAGGCAGCUGACUCAGAGCUUGAAGCGCCUGUCCACAGGAGUAAGAGUUGAGGAGGAGACUUUUCAUCCAGCGAAGAUCUCACCAGACAACGUGAUUCCUUUCACAUUCCCUAUCUUCUCUCUUCCUAACCAGUCUGAUGAACUGGCUCCCAAUGCAUUGGGUGCCGUCCCUGUUAGGCCUAUUGAGGCCCUGGUCAAACGACACACUCCAUUCUUCAAUCUGAAGGUUCCCCAGCAUUACAAGUUAAUGGGGUACCAGCUUGUUUCGGCCUUUGAGGCUGCAGUUAGCUACAUUCCCCCAACCCAGCCCGGGACUCUAUGCACUGGGGCACAGGAUGAACUGUCGCCCAGGGUGAUCCGUUCUCCCUCGGGGUGUGCAGUGGCCGAGCCAGAAGGCGAGGAGGAUGUGGAGCAGGAGGACGAGUGUCCCAGUCUGAGCUUCACGGCCCCCACCGCCCUGCUGAAGCCUCCCUACGCACACCCCUUCAGAAUCUUUAACCCAGCCCCCCGGUCUCCAUGCCUUCAAAGCGGACCCCCUGUACCUAGAGUGUGACCUGGAGUUCCACCUGUGUCCACUGCCUCGGUACACCAUCCCAAAGCCCUCUGUGUUCGGAAUGCACACCCCCAGCACUCAGAAGACAUUUGUAGACCGAACAGAUGUGAUCCGAGGCGUGAUGACCUGCUAGAAGUUCCCAGCGGCUGCCCUGGCCUCUCUGUCCAACAGUCCCACACUCACCAGUAGGUGGGCCCCGCGCAUGUCUGACCCCUUCAACAGUAACAUUCUGCCCACCAUGGCGCCCACAGCUCUGAAUGGCCUUCCAGAAGAUAUGACAGAGGAGCUACUGGAUGGACGGUCUGAAAGUACAGGAGUAUCUCUCACGCCUGAGAUGAUCCGAGCCGAGUUUCCCCUGCCAGAGAAUGUACCUUCCACUACCAGACAGCUGAAAGACGACAGCUCUAAAGAUGACAGCAGUUCCCUGUGUCCCUGUAAAACUCCCCAGAUGAUGCCUGUCAGUACAGCAAACACCUCCAGGGAAUCAAGAGAGCAGCAGCUGGAGAUGUUUCUGAAGUCUCAGACCAAAAGACUUGGUGCCAAGGUGAUGGCGCGACUCAACCACCUGAAUAUUGUGGUCAAGGCUUAUUCACCCUCUACACCAGAGAAUAAAUAGUGCUAUAUUUGGUAUGAGGCACUAAGGUUGAUGCAGGAAAUAUCAGAUUACAGUACCAACAUACAUUGACUGAUAUAUUUCCUAUAAUAUAUUUUACUGUCAAAUAUAUCAUUACUGUAGCUGCUAAGCGCUAUUGUACAGUUGCCACACCACUGAUGCUGUGCCCAUUGUCUUGCAUUUACGCUGGCCAAUUCAGCCAAGGACAUUUUCAUUUUAAACAGUCUUUAUGUACUUAAAAGUUCGGCUUCUUGUUUUAUUUAAAUAAUGACAGGCCUUUCUCGCAAAUAAAAUAAUUGAUAAAGGAAUGAUUCCA
Salmo salar (Atlantic salmon) is the source of this 2721-nucleotide messenger RNA. Its product is annotated as cilia- and flagella-associated protein 221-like. The record is from RefSeq and is a predicted model, not a curated record. Gene Ontology annotation, cellular component: 9+2 motile cilium. NCBI's taxonomy places the organism in Eukaryota, Metazoa, Chordata, Actinopteri, Salmoniformes, Salmonidae. Gene Ontology annotation, biological process: motile cilium assembly; cilium movement.